Messenger RNA from Protopterus annectens (West African lungfish), 874 nucleotides. RefSeq names its product procathepsin L-like. Bases 53 to 874 code for a protein of 273 amino acids. Gene Ontology annotation, biological process: immune response. Gene Ontology annotation, cellular component: lysosome. NCBI's taxonomy places the organism in Eukaryota, Metazoa, Chordata, Ceratodontiformes, Protopteridae. The transcript has 6 exons. Gene Ontology annotation, molecular function: cysteine-type endopeptidase activity. The record is from RefSeq and is a predicted model, not a curated record.
UGUGUGGGAGGAGAACUUCAAGAAGAUUAAUCAGCACAAUGAAGAGGAAUCUAUGGGAAAACAAACUUACAGGCUUGGAAUGAAUCAGUUUGGAGACAUGACCAGUGAUGAGUUCACACAGCUGAUGAAUGGCUAUAACAGCGGGUCUGCCUUAAAUAUAUUAACGUACACUUCCAAUUCAGAAAUCACUGCUACUGCAGUGUUACCUGGCGAAGUUGACUGGCGUCAAACUGGUUACGUAACUCCAGUGAAGGACCAGGGCCAGUGUGGUUCUUGCUGGGCAUUCAGUGCUACUGGAUCUCUGGAGGGGCAACAUUACAAGAAAACGGGCAUGCUGGUGUCACUAAGUGAGCAGAACCUCAUCGACUGUUCUUGGCCUCAAGGAAACAAGGGCUGCAAUGGAGGUUCAAUGGCUAGGGCUUUCCAGUAUGUCAAGAGUAAUGGCGGUAUUAACCCUGAAUCCUCUUAUCCAUACACUGGUACGAAUGGACAGCCGUGCCAGUAUGAUGCUCAGUACAACGCUGCCAACUGUCUGGGCUAUACUUAUGUUAAAAGUGGAGAUGAAAAUGCUCUGAAGACUGCUGUUGCAUCAAAAGGACCAAUCUCUGUAGCUAUGGAUGCAAGCCAGUUUUCCUUCCAGUUCUAUAGUUCAGGAAUUUAUAAUGAAAUUCAAUGCAGCAGUACAAAACUGAACCAUGGUGUUUUGGUUACUGGUUACGGAUACAGCGGGCAAACAGAAACUACGCUGAAUAAGUACUGGAUUGUUAAAAACAGUUGGGGUGCAAGCUGGGGUAUGCAAGGAUACUUUUAUUUGGCAAGGAACCAACAAAACAAAUGUGGAGUUGCCACAGCAGCUCUCUACCCUCUGGUAUAA